AUGAAUACAUCUGUUACUCCAUCAAUUAUUAUUCGUAGCUAUCAGUCAUCGGAUUUAUCUGCAUGCCAAGCUAUGAUAUUAGAUAGUAAUAAGGAGUAUGAUAAUGACAUAGCAUACUAUAUUCAUGCCCUUCAAACGGAUAUGGCAGAUAUUGAGAAGAAUUAUCUUCAAAUUCCGAAUGCCCACUGGUGGGUUGCUGUGUCAACGGAUGAUAAUCGUAUCGUAGGUCAAGUAGCAGUCCAGCCUCUAUGUCUUGGCGAUCCGAUUUACUAUCAGACUUUGCCGUUGGAAGAAAGAGAUCAAAUUUGUGAAUUGCGACGAAUGACUGUGGUUCCCGAUGCUCAAAGACGCGAUAUUGGUUCUCGUCUAUUAGCAACAUUAUUGAACUUUGCUCGACAGCAUGAUUAUCGAAAAGUACAUUUGACUACAUCAACCAACAUGAUCAAAGCCUGUACAUUCUAUCAAAAACAUGGUUUUGUAAAAGGUGAAAUUCAUCGUUUUUCACUCAAUGGAUUAAAUGUUGAAAAACCUAUACAACACAAAGAACAUUUCUGGGAAAUUCUUCCAAAACCGUUUAUUUUCAAACCUCAAGAUAUAAUACCUGAAGAAGAUCAACAACGCAUGAAAUUACCACCAACGGAAUCGAAAUAUUGCUAUGAACAACAUUUCUUUCUUGCAUUGUAA
Rotaria sordida is the source of this 684-nucleotide messenger RNA. The record is from the annotation of a GenBank genome assembly. Lineage: Eukaryota; Metazoa; Rotifera; Eurotatoria; Philodinida; Philodinidae.